ACCUUGAUAGAAAGAUAACGUUGGAGGCAAGUUGCCUUUGAACAACUCCCUGAAGAUCAACGGCCUCCCCGUCGCAUUCCUUGCCCAGAAGCUCUUUCCUCUGGUUGUGCUAAGGGGUGAUGCCCAAGGCACAUCACUUUUCAAGAAUUGGAUCAUGAACAACUUUAUCCUCCUGGAAGAACAGCUCAUCAAGAAAUCCCAACAGAAGAGAAGAACUUCUCCCUCGAACUUUAAAGUUCGCUUCUUUGUUUUAACCAAAACCAGCCUGGCAUACUUUGAGGACCGCCAUGGGAAAAAGCGCACCUUGAAGGGCUCCAUUGAACUCUCCCGAAUCAAAUGUGUUGAGAUUGUGAGAAGCGACAUUAGCAUCCCAUGCCACUAUAAAUACCCGUUUCAGGUCGUGCAUGAUAACUACCUCCUGUAUGUGUUUGCUCCAGACCGCGAGAGCCGGCAGCGCUGGGUCCUGGCCCUCAAAGAAGAAACAAGGAACAACAACAGUUUGGUAUCCAAGUAUCAUCCUAAUUUCUGGAUAGACGGGAGGUGGAGAUGCUGUGCCCAGUUGGAAAAGCUUGCAGUAGGCUGUGCUGAGUACGACCCAACCAAGAACGCUUCAAAGAAGCCUCUUCCUCCUACUCCUGAAGACAACAGGCGGUCACUCCAGGAACCUGAGGAAACCUUGGUCAUUGCCUUGUAUGACUACCAAACAAAUGACCCACAGGAACUCACACUUCGCCGCAAUGAAGAGUACUACCUGCUGGACAGCUCUGAGAUUCACUGGUGGAGAGUUCAAGACAGGAAUGGGCAUGAAGGAUAUGUACCAAGCAGUUAUCUGGUAGAAAAAUCUCCAAAUAACCUGGAAACCUACGAGUGGUACAAUAAGAGCAUCAAUCGUGACAAAGCUGAAAAACUUCUGUUGGACACAGGCAAAGAAGGAGCCUUUAUGGUGCGAGAUUCCAGGACACCAGGAACAUAUACUGUGUCUGUUUUCACCAAGGCUGUCGUAAGUGAGAACAACCCCUGUAUAAAGCACUAUCACAUCAAAGAAACAAAUGAUAACCCCAAGCGAUACUACGUGGCUGAAAAGUACGUGUUUGAUUCCAUCCCUCUCCUCAUCAAUUACCACCAACACAACGGAGGAGGUCUGGUCACUCGGCUCCGGUAUCCAGUUUGUUCCUGGAGGCAGAAAGCCCCGGUCACAGCAGGGCUGAGAUAUGGGAAAUGGGUGAUCGAUCCCUCGGAGCUCACUUUUGUGCAGGAGAUAGGCAGCGGGCAGUUUGGGUUGGUGCAUCUUGGCUACUGGCUCAACAAGGACAAGGUGGCUAUCAAAACCAUUCAAGAAGGGGCCAUGUCAGAAGAGGACUUCAUAGAAGAGGCAGAAAUCAUGAUGAAACUCUCUCACCCCAAACUGGUCCAGCUCUAUGGGGUGUGCCUGGAGCAGGCCCCCAUCUGCCUGGUGUUUGAGUUCAUGGAGCAUGGCUGCCUCUCAGAUUACCUGCGCAGCCAGCGGGGGGUCUUUGCAGCGGAGACCCUACUGGGCAUGUGCCUGGACGUGUGUGAAGGCAUGGCCUACCUGGAAGAUGUGUGUGUCAUCCACAGAGACCUGGCUGCCCGAAAUUGUCUGGUGGGAGAAAACCAAGUCAUCAAAGUGUCUGACUUCGGAAUGACAAGGUUUGUCCUCGAUGAUCAGUACACCAGUUCCACAGGCACCAAGUUCCCAGUGAAGUGGGCAUCCCCAGAAGUUUUCUCCUUCAGCCGUUACAGCAGCAAGUCAGAUGUGUGGUCAUUUGGUGUGCUCAUGUGGGAAGUCUUCAGCGAAGGCAAAAUCCCAUAUGAAAACCGAAGCAACUCUGAGGUGGUGGAAGACAUCAGUACCGGAUUUCGGUUAUACAAGCCCCGACUGGCCUCCACAAAUGUCUACCAGAUCAUGAAUCAUUGCUGGAAAGAGAGGCCAGAAGACCGGCCGCCCUUCUCCAGCUUGUUGGGCCAACUGGCUGAAAUUGCAGAAUCAGGACUUUAGCAGAGACUUGGUGCCAGGACACGGGCUGCAGAUCCUGAAUGAGGAAGGGAAGUCCUCCCUUCACAGAGCAUUAAAUCUGCCCCAAGCCCAGGACCUCCCAGGGGUAGCGUGGCCUGUGACGCUGCUCCCUGAGCUGCCACGGAGGCAGCACCCUGUCAGUGGCUGGCACUGGGCCACAGGCAGGAGGGUCAGCCACUGAGCUGGGAGCAGGGCCAGAACAGCAGCGACGUCUCUGCCUUCCCUCUAGCCUUUUGUCACAUGUGGUGCACAAGCCUCAAUCUGAAAAGCUUCAGGCAUCAUUUCUUGCACUGCUUCUUAGUGAAAGGGAGAGACAGGGAUAGGAUUCAGGAUAAUUAUUUUUAUUAUUAUUUUAAACAUGGGUCUGAAGUUUAUCAGACAAAGAAACUCUUGUUUGGACCCAGCAACACAGUAAUCUAAGAUUGGGGGCAAGGGAAACAAGGGACAUGACUCUUUUUCUAAGAAAACUGGUGGGUUGAUUCAAGUCGGAAAAAUCGAGCUCUGUGGCUGUAAUGCAGUCAACCACAGCUUCCUGCAGUAGAGGAUGAUGGGACAGUCUUUCAUAUCAGAGGUCAGAUGUUCUGAGAUGCAGCUUCAUGUGGUUUUGUAAGGGUAUACUGCCACCUCUCUCCUUGAGGGAAGCAUGGUGAGCUCCAUUGGAUGGAUUGGGGUGAAUAAUUCAAAUUCUACAGUUGGGAGUGUUGUGUCCCUGGUAUCUGGACAGGAAUCCAAGAGGGCAUGUGAUGGUAGGGAACUAACUGGUACAAAGAAAGGUCUUAGCUUGUUGCCACUCUGAUCCUUACCUUUAGUACCAAAUGAGGCAAGCGACUAUGCCUCCCCUCUGCACAAAAGUACCCUGCAGGAUCCUAGGAAGAAAUGAUUACUUUGAACACUGAUCCUGACUGAGGACUUGGCCACCAUUUUUCUGGCCUCUGGGAAGUGGCCUCUUCUCUCUGCAAUCGUCCAUCCUUAUCAACAGAGGGCGCCAUUGUGCUGGUCAUCGUGACCUCCUUGCAGAGAAACAGAUGCCUGUUUAGGCCCUCAGAUUUUCCAGUCUUAAGGUUAAGACUUCAAGGCACCUCGUGGAAAGUAAGAUGUGGUGCUCUAAAAAUGCAAAAGAAUGCCUACUGUUAGGGUGAGUGCUCAAACAUCCUGAGAGUACAUAUACUGAGCUAUGAGCUUUCAAUACAGAGCCUCAGUUCAUCCUCACACCAUGCACAUGAGAUAGUAUUACUAUUCCCAUUUUACAGUAACAGAAUUGAGGCUUUAAAAAGUCAGGACAUCUGCCUGAAGUGACAGAGCCAGGAAGCAUAGAACCCCAGGAUUCUAGCCAAAAUCUGCCUGAAUGUAAUGCACAGUACUUUUCCCUGUUCAACACUGCCUCCUACUGAGUAUGAAAGGGAUUGCAGAGAAAGUAAGGACAGCCAGAGGGGACUGACAUCAUAGAAAACCAAUAAAGAAGUCAAUGUAGUACCACCAGGGAAUAAUUUUGUUCCCACAUAGACCACUGAGUCUGGCACUCUGGCCCUCCAACUUGGACUACCGCUAGUUGCCGUGGACUCAAUUCUGACUCAUGGGGUUGCCAUGAGUGCCCUCAUAGGAUUUUCAGUGGCUAAUUUUUCAGAAGCAGAUCUCCAGGCCUUUCUUUAGAAGUACCUCUGGGUGGACUUGAAUCUCCAACCUUUUGGUUAGCAGCCAAGCAUAUGACUAUUUGCACCACUCAGAGACUUCUCUAGCUUGGAAUAGAAUCUUCUUUUUUCUCAGCUGCAUUGGUCAUAGUUAACUGACUUUUUAUUUUUAAUUGUGGCAGAUAUAUAUACACAUAACAAAACAUUUGCCAUUUCAACAUUUUUUACGUGUACAAUUCAGUAACAGUUGAGUUUUGCACUGCACAGUUAAUCCCAAAUUCAGAGUCAUGUUAUGUGAAGACACUUAAUGGAUGAGCUUCGAAGCAGCUUUAAAAGAUUCUCCUGCAGAAGUAUAAAUAUUUCCUUUGAUUUACUAGGCCAACUUUGAGCUGCUGUCUUCUUGGACAUUUUGUGCAGGAUAUUCCCUGAUAUAACAGAGAUUUGAUUUUUCUAGACUGCUUAGAUAAAGCUCAUAGGGAGC
This is a messenger RNA of Loxodonta africana (African savanna elephant), 4144 nucleotides long. It is a transcript of the gene ITK, whose product is annotated as IL2 inducible T cell kinase. Gene Ontology annotation, molecular function: ATP binding; protein binding; non-membrane spanning protein tyrosine kinase activity. Gene Ontology annotation, biological process: NK T cell differentiation; T cell receptor signaling pathway; protein phosphorylation. The transcript has 17 exons. Lineage: Eukaryota; Metazoa; Chordata; Mammalia; Proboscidea; Elephantidae. The record is from RefSeq and is a predicted model, not a curated record. The coding region runs from base 155 to 2017 and encodes 620 amino acids. Gene Ontology annotation, cellular component: plasma membrane.